This is a messenger RNA of Ilex paraguariensis (yerba mate), 1410 nucleotides long. NCBI's taxonomy places the organism in Eukaryota, Viridiplantae, Streptophyta, Magnoliopsida, Aquifoliales, Aquifoliaceae. The record is from the annotation of a GenBank genome assembly.
AUGGCCUUUAGAGGGCGGGGACGUGGGCGUGGAUAUGGGGGUGGUGGCGGCUUUCGAGUUGCUAAGCAGGAGCCGUUCAUACUCUUCCCGGAUAUUUCUGAAAAUCUCACUGAUGCGAAAACUGUGAAUGAAGAAGUGAACUUAGCCAUCUAUGGUUCGAGGUUGCAGAAAUUUUGGAACUCCCUUUAUUAUUUCAAUGAAGAAAAGACAGAGAAAGACCAAAGCUUUGACAUAAAAAGGUUAUUUGAUCUAGGCAAGAAAAGAGGCAUACCAAACAAGGAACUUCCAAAUACUAUUUUCCGUACUUCUGAAUAUGUCCCUGCAGAACUAGCUAGAGUUUCAAAGCUGGAGCAGCGAGGCCAAAAGAAAGUACGAUGGAAUCCAGAGUCAGCUCUGCAGAGAUUAGAUAUCUUCGAGAAACUUGAACAGAAACAUCAGGGCCAAGUUGAGAAAGGUGGAAAGGAAGGUGAUGAAGAGGAAGAGGAUGAUGAAAGAGUCGAAGAUGAGGACAAAGAAUUCAGUGAUGAUGGUGAUUACAAUCAGGUAUACAAGGAAACUUUGGCUCUUACACCUCCAUAUUAAAAUUCCACUCUGUUAUUAGAAGAUUUUCUUACCUAUUUUUAUGUGUGCCGAGUACUAUGCAUUAAGAGUAGUCCUUUUCAUUCUUUUUCAAAAUAGUACUUGCUUGAAUAUACCUAUAUACAACUGAUCGUCCUGUACAGCAUGGAUCUUAGAGGGUGCACAGCAGGGUGGCUGUCUUCCUCGCCUUUUAAAAAUUCACUUGAUCUAAAUAUAUAACGAGGAAGUUAUCCUCACACCAUCAAAUAGUUCAUCUCCCCAAACAUUGUUCUGUUCCCAAGUUUCCGACUAAGUGCCUUGCCCUGGGUGGUCACACAGCUCCUCCAAUAGAAAUCAAUAUGGGGGCCUUCUUUCAUAGAGAAGCUCUCUGUUGUUGGACAUAUCAUGCCUACCUAUCUCCACCCUCGUAAUUAAUAACAAUUUUCUGCAUAGGUUUUUUUAUCCAAACACACUGGACUGAGGGUAACUCCUGCCGAUUCGGUCUAUCCCUUUAUCAACCUGUUCUCCCACUUUCUCAAUGUUUUUCAACUCUUUGGAGAUCUCAAUGAAAUUUUGAAAAUUCCCUAGAAUUACAAGAUUUUUUUUUUUUAUUUUUUUAAUUUUGGGUCACAUCUUCCAUAUGCUGGUUCAAGGCUCCAUUAUUCUCCAUUUUUUUUUCUCAAAUUUUCAAAUGAGUGGCAGUGAUGUAGGUUUGACUUCUGCAUAUAUAUUAUAAAGGGCGGUCAUAUGUACAUCUGCAUUGUUGUCAACAACCAUAAAAAAGGGAAAGGGGGAACAUUGGUCCAAUUCUGUGAGUAUGGAUAGAUAAUAUUUUAAUUUAUUGACUUGUUU